Molecule: messenger RNA, 837 nt
Organism: Melampsora larici-populina 98AG31
Lineage: Eukaryota; Fungi; Basidiomycota; Pucciniomycetes; Pucciniales; Melampsoraceae
Exons: 2
Coding region: 1-837 (278 amino acids)
Molecular function (GO): oxidoreductase activity
Source: RefSeq, a predicted model, not a curated record
AUGUAUACAUCAUUUUUAGCAUCAGAUUCUGGAAAAGUUAUAGGAGAGGCUACAUCUUAUGAAGCUAAUUUAGAAUACAAUGUCUAUGAAUCCUAUUGGGAAACAGUCCACCAAGUUCCUCUCCAUGACUUACGAAAAAUGACAGACAGACCAACGCUCAAUGAAUAUGGCUUUACCUAUGUCUCUGGAAGAGAUGUGAAAUCAAUCAAGAGAUUGGGAGAUUUUUCUGGUGAUCAAAAAAAGGCCUUGACAAAGGAUUCAGUGAAGAUUGUUGAAGAAUUGAUAAAUCCUACUUUGGCAAUCUCUUAUUCAAGUCAAUUUAGAAAUCCCAUGAUGAAGUAUUUAGGUGAACCAAACCCAAACCUUCAUUCAGACUUGUCACCAGAAGGAGCCCAAAAAACAAUCAGUUGGGUAGAAAAACGAUUUUUAGAAUCAGAGGAUCCAGAGGAAAAAGCCUUUGGACAACUCUUAUCAACAAAAGCUUACAAUGUGGUGAUUUUGAAUGUCUGGAGACCACUUUCCAAGGUUGAAGCAGAUCCUCUGGGGCUUUGUAGAUGGACCUCAGUUGCUCCAAGUGAUCGAGUAGAUUCAAAAAUUGUACCAGACCGGGCAGGAAAUGCACUUCAAGCUUGGAACUAUGGAGAUCAUCAGGAAUGGUUUUAUCUAAAAGAACAAGAACCUCAUGAAGCUCAUGUGUUCAUUCAACAUGAUGGUAGGGCAAAUGAUGGACAUGGUAUGAGUGUUCCACAUGCUUCAUUUGUGUUAAGGGAAAAUGAGGAUAAACCUAAACGCAAGAGUUUUGAGUGUAGAGUCAUGGCACUCUUUCCAAAAAAGUGA